UGUGGCUGUCGCUGACAGGUUGUGGAACUCGUUUCCAAGACGAAGAAAAGUGUGUGUGCAAUAGCAUAACAAAAAUUUCUUUCCUCGAUCUGGUUGCAACAAUAAACAACAAAUAAUAAUAACAAUAAGUGCAUUCAAAUACAGCGGGAAAACGUGCUGAGCCCAACUAAGUGGUGAGGCAAUGACAGUGCUCCAUUGGCCUAGUCCCAAACUGAAUGAAAACUAACUAAUUAUGUCAAGCAUGCGUGUGUGUUUGUGUGUGUGAAUAUGUGCGUGUACGUGUGCCUAAAAGGAUAACAAAGUGAGGACUCACAUAUAACAACAACAACAACAACAACAAACAAGUGCGAAGGAAGCAUCCCAAAAUCAACAUCAACUACAACACAACAACAACAACAGCAAUUGCUAGCCCGGCUUGAAUCUGAAACGUUGCUGACAAUAGAGUGGAGAGCAAAACAAAUCUGUUUGGUGCAAACACUUGAACGCGAUUUGUCGGCCUGGCGGUUGCCGCCGCCGAUGCCUCCGAUGCCUCGAAUGCCGUCGACGCCGCCGGAGCAACAAAAGAGUCAAAGUCAAUAAAAAAUCAAGUGAAAUAAUAAAAAGAGCAGAGCCACACAAAAGCAAACAAAACAUUUUCCGGUGACAUUAACACAACUGCUCGACAAUUUGUUUUAUCAAUUUUCAACAACGCCAACAACAGCAACAACAGCAACAACAAUAUAAGCGCAACAGCCAACAAGCCAACAAAAGCGUCGUUGAGAGUGCGAGCUUAGCUGCUGCGCUCGCAUCGAGCACGCACGGCGACGAGCCCGCCUCCGCCGACUCGUCCAGCCCAACCCCUUGAAAAGUGUUUGCCAACAUCCAGGCAGCAUCCUUGCCGGGGCAUCCGUAGCGAGAACUCACGUGUUGCCACACCACCGACACAAACACCCAACAACAACAGCAGUAACAGCAACAAGAAAAACAGAACCGGCACCACGACAAUGGCUGCAUAUGCGCAGUUCGGAUACGGUUACCCGACGGCAAAUCAGUUGAUUGGCGGACCGUCCGUGACCGCCGCAAUCGACAGCCAGAGCGGCCAUGGCGGUGGCUCGGUGCCAUCGCCUCUGUCCGGUACCAACGAGGCCUCACUCAGUCCCUCGGGUGGCUCUACAACGACCGGCGUUACAACAGGCCCUCUCAGUCCAGGUGCAAUCUCGCAGUCGUCCAACAAUGCGGGCUCUUCGACUGCAGCGGCCCUUGUCUCGGCCACGUCUCCGUCGGAGGCAGUUGGAAACGAUGUGGCCGGCUCCGCUUCAACAGAUGCCGCUGGACAUGUGCUCGAGACACGAAGCGGUGCCGACGGCAUGUCGUGCUGUGAAAACGGGCGUCCCAUCAUGACUGAUCCUGUAUCAGGACAGACGGUUUGCUCGUGCCAAUACGACUCGGCGCGUCUCUCGCUGAGCGGCUACUCGCGCAUGCCGGCAGCGGGUGUGGGAGUGUAUGGCGGUCCGUAUCCUUCCAAUGAACAAAAUCCUUACCCCAGCAUCGGCGUUGACAGCUCAGCCUUCUACUCGCCACUGAGCAAUCCCUAUGGCAUGAAGGAUAACAGCGCUUGCUCUGAUAUGAACGCUUGGACCUCGGCCGGCCUCCAGCCCACUUCCGGUUACUAUUCCUACGAUCCAACAUUGGCCGCCUAUGGGUACGGACCUAGCUAUGAUCUCGCCGCCCGCCGCAAGAACGCAACGCGUGAAUCGACGGCAACACUUAAGGCGUGGCUAAGCGAGCACAAGAAGAAUCCCUAUCCAACCAAGGGCGAGAAGAUCAUGCUGGCCAUUAUUACCAAAAUGACAUUGACGCAGGUCUCGACCUGGUUUGCAAACGCACGUCGACGCCUGAAGAAGGAGAACAAGAUGACGUGGGAACCAAAGAACAAGACGGAAGACGACGAUGAUGGUCUGAUGUCUGAUGACGAGAAGGAAAAGGAUCCAGAGAAUGGUUCCAAGUUGUCUGGCGACACAUUUGAUCACGGCAAUCAGCUCAUCAAAUCCGAGCUGGGAAAGGUUGACAAGGAGCUGGACAUGGAGCCAGCGGAGCAUGAGCGUGAGUCGCAGCAACAGAAUCUGGUAGCCAUGCGUGGGCUGGGGCCAUAUGCAGGAGCAAACUAUGCACCACAUGCAGCCUACAAUCCGUAUGGGCAGGCGCAGCCUCCGCCCCUGCCACCGCAGCAGCAACAGCAGGUGGGGGCACCCGCCUAUUACCAGCAUGGCUACGGACAGGAUGGCGGUGAUUAUGCCGUUCAAAAAAACCCGCUGAGCAGAGACUGUGGCAUACCGGUGCCGGCGAGCAAGCCCAAAAUCUGGAGUGUGGCCGACACAGUCGCCUGCAAGACACCACCGCCUACGGGUUACCUCGGCCAGAACUUCUAUCCACAAGCAUCAGCGUCGGGAUCGGCACCGGAGUCGACGAUGCAGAUGACCAGCAUGCCGCCGCAAGUAGAGCUCAGUUCGCCGCUGAGUAUGAUGAGCAGUUACGGCGCCGCAUCGCCAUAUUCGCGGAUACCUACGGCGUACACAGAGGCAAUGCAUAUAGGGCCGGGUCCGGGAUCAGUGCCGCCGCCCACUACCAAGGCCCCUAUCAUCCCUAUGCAUCGCGAUCAGUUGCAGGGGGCGGUGCAUUCACACAUCUCGACGCAGUCUCCUUACCCCCAGCAGCAGCGCGUGGGGUUUCCAGAGAUUCAGCCCGAUACGCCCCCACAGACGCCGCCCAAUAUGAAACUGGGCCAACACCAGCACCAACUCCAGCACAGCAACCACAGCAACAGCAACCCCAGCCACAGCAGCACUUCAGCUUCAGCCUUGGCGCUGACCCCCAUGGUCAAUAUGUGCUACAGUAAUGGGGCCGUUGCCUAUGCGAGUAGCGGUAGUGUGGGCGGCGGUGGCGGCGGUUUCAGUGGUCGAUCUGGUGGCUCGUAACGCCCCCACCACGUCGGCGACCUUGAACCAGAUACCAAACUCUUGCAAUAAACAGGCCCAGGCGGACAAGUGCAAACUUUGCAGGCAUUGCCAGCGAUAUGCCGGCGAGAUAACCACACUAAUUAUUUUGCAAUAAAUGUAGCUUAAGUACGGCAAUAAAACUUUAUUUCCUACCAUAUCGUAAA
Messenger RNA from Scaptodrosophila lebanonensis, 3139 nucleotides. RefSeq names its product homeobox protein caupolican. Gene Ontology annotation, cellular component: nucleus. The transcript is spliced from 5 exons. The coding region runs from base 984 to 2954 and encodes 656 amino acids. The record is from RefSeq and is a predicted model, not a curated record. Gene Ontology annotation, biological process: cell development; neuron differentiation; regulation of transcription by RNA polymerase II. Gene Ontology annotation, molecular function: RNA polymerase II cis-regulatory region sequence-specific DNA binding; DNA-binding transcription factor activity, RNA polymerase II-specific. NCBI's taxonomy places the organism in Eukaryota, Metazoa, Arthropoda, Insecta, Diptera, Drosophilidae.